GUGUUGCUUCGCCCAGCGGAUCCACAGAAGUUGAGAGGAGUUGGUGGCUGCCUCGGGCCGGCGGACUUUGCGAGCAGCCGGGGAGAGGGACGCCGCCGCCACCGCGGAGCCUUCGGGGCUGCCUCCCUCCUGCUCAGCCGCAGCGCGCGGGCGGAGAGGGGCGGGGAGGGGGUCGGGUGCGCACGAAGAACUUGAAACUGUGUGAAGGAAUCCGAAGCAGAUGAGAAGGGAGGAAAUAAAACAAAGUGGAGACUGCAGGAAAGACUCCACCGUGCUUGAUUGUGUCGGCUGACGCUCCGGCAGAGGGGCUGGGUUGGGCUUUUUAAAAAAUUUUUUAUUCCACCCAUUCUCUCGCUUUCUCUCUCUCGUUUAAAGCUAUACCAGCUCUCUCUUUCUCUACUAUCUGUGUGUCACCAAACCCUUGCUGGCUCUUAUGGGCAUGAAACACUCCUCCCGCUGCCUGCUCCUAAGGAGGAAAAUGGCGGAGAACGCUGCCGAGAACGCCGAGGUGAGCAGUACCCCCUCUCAGCCCCCUCAGCCUGUGGUCCCAUCCAAGCCUGUGCAAUGUGUCCAUCAUGUGUCCACUCAACCCAGCUGUCCAGGACGGGGCAAGAUGUCCAAGCUGCUGAACCCAGAGGAGAUGACCUCAAGAGAUUAUUACUUCGACUCCUAUGCCCACUUUGGGAUCCACGAGGAAAUGCUCAAGGAUGAGGUGCGGACGCUCACUUACCGGAACUCCAUGUACCACAACAAGCACGUGUUCAAGGACAAAGUGGUGCUGGACGUCGGGAGUGGUACCGGGAUCCUUUCCAUGUUUGCUGCCAAAGCAGGGGCCAAGAAGGUGUUUGGGAUUGAAUGCUCCAGUAUUUCUGACUACUCAGAGAAGAUCAUUAAGGCCAACCACUUGGACAACAUCAUCACCAUAUUUAAAGGUAAAGUGGAAGAGGUGGAGCUGCCUGUGGAGAAGGUAGACAUCAUCAUCAGCGAGUGGAUGGGCUACUGUCUCUUCUAUGAGUCCAUGCUCAACACGGUCAUCUUUGCCAGGGACAAGUGGCUGAAACCUGGAGGGCUUAUGUUUCCAGACCGGGCAGCUUUGUACGUGGUAGCAAUUGAAGACAGACAGUACAAGGACUUCAAAAUCCACUGGUGGGAGAAUGUCUAUGGCUUUGACAUGAGCUGCAUCCGGGACGUUGCCAUGAAAGAGCCCCUGGUGGACAUCGUGGACCCAAAGCAAGUGGUGACCAAUGCCUGUUUAAUAAAGGAGGUGGACAUUUACACGGUCAAGACGGAAGAGCUGUCGUUCACGUCUGCCUUCUGCCUGCAGAUCCAGCGCAAUGACUACAUCCACGCCCUGGUCACCUAUUUUAAUAUUGAAUUUACCAAGUGCCACAAGAAAAUGGGGUUUUCCACAGCCCCUGAUGCCCCCUACACCCACUGGAAGCAGACCGUCUUCUACCUGGAAGAUUGCCUCACCGUCCGGAGGGGGGAAGAGCUCUAUGGGUCCAUCUCCAUGAAGCCAAAUGCCAAAAAUGUGCGAGACCUCGAUUUCACAGUAGACUUGGAUUUCAAGGGACAGCUGUGUGAAACAUCUGUAUCUAAUGACUACAAAAUGCGUUAGCACACGUGGGAAGCUGCAGAGAGCGAGCGAGAAAAACCCUCACCUCGAUCUGCGGCACUGUGAUGAGAAUACUGCUUGCAGGACUACACACUCGAAAACCAGAGUUUUAAAUUCUUCCUUGAAGAUUGGGGAACUCGCCAGGGCUCAGGUGGCCCUGACACUGGACAGAUGACCUCCAGCUGCUCAGCUCUGCUCUGUGAGCCCUUCACAAUGUCUUUGCUGUCGCUGACCAUGAGCGACCUCCAGUGCUGCGGCUGGGCCCGGGGACAGAAGUGCUCAUGUAUACCUAUUGUCCUUUACUGUGACUCUCCGAUCUCCAGGUUUUGCAUGCUGCAGGCAUCUAGGGCAGAGGCUUCACUAGAACCUGGAGGCUAGUGUCUUUGAUAGAAUAAGCCGGAUUCUGUCUGUGCGGUGGUGUGUGCGUGCCUGCGCGCGGACAGCAUAUACAGUCGCUUAUUUACCCACAACACUGUAUAUGCAUGCAUAUACAACCACUGGGUGCACCCAAGUGUCCAUCCAGGGCGUGUGUGCACAUACGCGUGCGUAGAAUAUCUAUUACUCCCAGAGGAGAUUUUGUUGCUUUGGAAUAGGACUUUGUUUUGUGAUUAGCUCUCCCCUCCCCCACCCCUUACCAGAUGUAAGCAGCUAUGAAACAUUCUCUGUACUAGCUUUGGUCUCCUUUUGACUAGACCGUGGCUCCGAAGCCUGGAGCAUAGUACCACACACUCUGUGGGAGCUCAAUAAAGGCACAUGAGA
Molecule: messenger RNA, 2374 nt
Organism: Myotis lucifugus (little brown bat)
Lineage: Eukaryota; Metazoa; Chordata; Mammalia; Chiroptera; Vespertilionidae
Gene: PRMT8
Product: protein arginine methyltransferase 8
Exons: 10
Coding region: 434-1618 (394 amino acids)
Biological process (GO): peptidyl-arginine methylation
Cellular component (GO): plasma membrane
Molecular function (GO): protein-arginine N-methyltransferase activity
Source: RefSeq, a predicted model, not a curated record